Molecule: messenger RNA, 1279 nt
Organism: Chara braunii
Lineage: Eukaryota; Viridiplantae; Streptophyta; Charophyceae; Charales; Characeae
Source: the annotation of a GenBank genome assembly
UCGGAACGCUGUCUUUGGCUGGUCCGCGCAGCGACGCAGAUCUGAUGGUAACCGCUAUGAAGAUCAAUCUUCGUAAAGAAGCGGUUGCCAGCUAGGCGAUCGAACAACUCAUCGGAAUGAGGCAUGGGGUAGCUGUUCUUAACCGUGUAGCGGUUGAGACCGCGAUAGUCGAUGCAGAGACGGAGAGUUCCAUCCGCUUUGCGAGCAAAGAGGACGGGUGCACCCCACAGGGAGUUGCUGGGUUUAAUGAAACCCAGUCUCAGGAGCUCCUCAAGUUGACGCUUGAGUUCGGUGGCCUCGAGGAUCGAGAGUCUGUAGGGCGCCUGGUGGUGAACACGAUAGUCAGGUACAAGCUGGAUGGAGUGCUCGACGUCGCGCAUCGGUGGAAUGCCGGCAUACGAGAACGACGAUGGGAAAACAUCGUGGUACUCUCCAAUGAGGUCACGGACUGCGGGGUCCAGGUGGUGGUGGACGGCCUCGCCGAGGUCGAGGUCGUCGCUAUGGUCACCCUCUGGCGACAGCGGGGCACCAGCGUCCUGCUCACCAUACUCGAGCGCGCUGAAGCGGCGCGAGAAGUGGCGGCCCUGCUGCGCGGAACGGUGGGGGCGACCGCGGAAAGGGGAACGGCGCUGGGAAGUGUCGUGAGAGGAGAAGAAGGCGUAACCGGUACGCUGGGGCUGGGAGGAGGAUGCGGGGUGAAGACGGACCCGCAUCCGCUGAUGGUCCCUGGUGGCCUCGUAAGCCUUCGGGGCCGAUGUGAACUCGUACCGCCAGAGCUCGGAGCGGUACUCGAGCGGAAGGCUGGCCAAGAAACGAUCGAUAAGGGCAGCCUCGGGGAGGAACGCCACGUCACAAAUGAGGCGGGCGUCCUGAAAGACCUGGAUGUGGCGAUCCAGAUCGGCAGCGCCACCAGAGCCGGACCAGCGUGUAGUGACGACACACUCGAAGGCGUCAGUCACGUCAUAUCUGGCUCCGAAGCGAUCCUCGAGGAACGCCUGGAAAUCCAUGAAGGUCAGAGUCCGACCCUCACGAAGGGAGUAAGCGUAGAAAUCCUCCCAGGCGUCGAAAGGACCGCCACGCAGGCGCGUGGAGAGGUGACCCACCCACGUGUCGGGUGUGGCGCCCAUGAGCUGGAGCGUGCGGGUGGCAGACUGCAGCCACCGAGACACGCGUAUGCCUGUACCGUCAUACAGAGCAAUGUCUGACAAGCGGAUGAGUGGUGCGCGACCGUUCUGGCGGCGAGGGGAUCGGGGAGAAAAGGCCUGUGCCACGACUGAGU